AUGUCAAUGCAAGAUUUCUCCGAUAAUUUAUCGACUCUUUCAUACAUAGCACCUAGUAGAUGUCCAACUUGGAUUUAUGACAAAAAGGACAAAUCAAUAUUUGGUCGAACAUGCGCCUCAUGGGCCCAAAUAUUGAUCUACUUCUGUCUUUUCUAUGCAAUCCUAUUUGGAUUUUUCAUGGCAAUGAUGACCGUUUUUCUCCAAUUAAUUGUACCCUCUCAGUAUCCCUUACGUACUGGCCAGCAGAGUCUUCUUAAAUUCCAACCAGGUCUUGGUGUUCGUCCCAUUAUUGACGAAGAAAAAACGCUCAUUUUCUAUUCCAAAAAGGAUCCGCAAGUGUACUACGAAUAUGUUGAUAAUAUUAAUGCUCUACUCGCCUACUAUGAGGAAGUUAACCAAAAACCUGGAACUGGGUUCGCAAAUUGCACACAAGAUGGAAAGAAUCCAAAUGAUCCUAAGAAGGUUUGCCGUUUCGAUCUUACCUCACUUGGGCCUUGCAAUAAAGAAAAUAAUUACGGAUACCCGAACGACAAGCCUUGUGUCAUUCUUAAGCUCAAUCGAAUAUACGGAUGGAUGCCAGAUGUUAUUGAUCCAGAAUUCCCACAUACCUUUGUUUCGUGUCAUGGACAGAAUCCUGAGGAUACUGUUAAUAUGGGACCAGUUAAAUUCUAUCCAAGCAAGGAGAUGAAUAAUACAGAAUAUGGCGUAUUCCACAAUCAAUUCUUUCCAUUCCUUGGUCAAAACGGCUACACUUCGCCGCUGGUGGCGAUGCAAUUUGAGAAUGUGACGAGGCAUGUCAUGAUUCUAAUCCAAUGCACUCUUCACGGUGCCAGAAAUAUUGACACCGACCCGGUCAAUUUCGAGAUCCUGCUUGACUAA
Messenger RNA from Rodentolepis nana, 879 nucleotides. The record is from the annotation of a GenBank genome assembly. Lineage: Eukaryota; Metazoa; Platyhelminthes; Cestoda; Cyclophyllidea; Hymenolepididae.